UUACCUUGUAGAGUUACAGAGUUUUAUGGGACGUGCUGCUCUUUUAAAAAAGUUGUUUGGUUGAGUCUAUCUGCAGGACUUUAUGUGUUGUGGAAACCUCAAACAUAUCAGGAUCCUGUGAUAAACUACAAUAACAUCUUGAUCAAGGUGAAGGAGCGUCAGUCAGAAACUCUAGAUUUGAGAAAAACUGAACCUAUUGGAUAACCGUAGUAAACUACAGUAACUUCUUGAUCAAGCUGUUAAUGACCUGAACUGGAUGUGCUGGAUUUUUCAAACUGGAUUGGUGACUUGAUGAAAGAAGCAAGAGAGUUUUCCAUUUUAAAUGAAUUGGCAUGUUGGGAAAGCAUUAGAUGAGCAAACUGUCAGGAAGCUGUGGUAAACUGCUGUAACUUUUUUAUUCAGUGUGCAGCUCCAUGAAGAGUGAAUGAAUCAUGGAGGACAAACAAACAAGCAGUGUUGAAGAUCUUAAUCCAGGAUGCAGCAGUCAGAGGUCAGAAACACCAGAGCCCAGCGGUGUGUCUAUGAAGUGUGACCAGUCAAUAAUAGAGCCAGUCAAAUUUGAUGAAGGACACACAUCAACUGAUCUGAGCAGUUGGAGAUCAGAAACAUCAGAGUCCAGCGGUGUGUCUAUGAAGUGUGACCAGUCAAUAAUAGAGCCAGUCAAAUUUGAUGAAGGACACACAUCAACUGAUCUGAGCAGUCAGAGGUCAGAAACACUAGAGUCCAGCUUUGUCUCCAUGCAGAGUGACCAGUCAAUAAAAGUGCCAUUCAAAUUUGAUGGAGGACACACACCAGCUGAUCUGAGUCUCAAUGCUCAACUGCCUGAAAACCAACUCAAAUCAAAUCUGCUGAAGAAGUUUCAGUGCGUGUCUGAAGGAACACAAAGAAACCGAACACUCCUGAAUGAGAUCUACACCGAGCUCUACAUCACAGAGAGUGACAGUGGAGAGAUCAAUAAUGAGCAUGAGCUGAGACAGAUUGAAACACAAUCCAGGAGAUCAGCAACAGAGGACACACCGAUCCAAUGCAGAGACAUCUUUACACCUUUACCUAAUCAAGACAAAGCCAUCAGAACUGUGCUGACCAAGGGAGUCGCUGGUAUUGGGAAAACAGUCCCUGUGCAGAAGUUCAUUGUGGACUGGGCUGAAGAGAAAGAGAAUCAGGACAUCCAGUUCAUAUUUCCACUUCCUUUCAGAGAGAUCAACCUGAUGAAGGACAGAAAACUCAGUCUGUCAGAUCUGCUGUCUGUGUUUUUCCCUGAAACUAAACAAAUACAAUUAUCCAGUGAUGAAUAUAAAGUGUUGUUCAUCUUUGAUGGUCUGGAUGAGUGUCGUCUCUCUCUGGACUUUAAUAGUGAUGUGAAACUGCGUAAUGUCUCUGAAUCCGCCUCAGUGGACGUGCUGCUGACGAACCUCAUUGCAGGGAAUCUGCUUCCCUCUGCUCUCAUCUGGAUCACCUCCAGACCAGCAGCAGCAGAUCUCAUUCCCUCUGAGUUUGUCCAUCGAGUGACAGAGGUACGAGGCUUCAAUGACCCUCAGAAGGAGGAAUACUUCAGGAAGAGAAUCAGAGAUCAGAGUCUGGCCGAUACAAUCAUCUCACACCUGAAGUCCUCCAGGAGCCUCCACAUCAUGUGCCAUAUCCCAGUGUUCUGCUGGAUCUCAGCCACUGUUCUGGAGAAGAUCUUCAGUCAAGCAGAGAGAGGAGAGAUUCCCAAGACUCUCACUCAAAUGUACACACACUUCCUGAUCAUGCAGACCAACAUCAGACAUGAGAAGGACUAUGAGGAGAAGGUCAAAGAUGGAGACAUGAUCCUCAAACUAGGGAAACUGGCUUUUGAGCAGCUUGAGAAAGGCAACCUGAUCUUCUAUGAGGAAGACCUGAGAGAGUGUGGCCUUGAUGUGACAGAAGCAUCAGUUUACUCAGGAUUGUGCACUCAGAUCUUCAGAGAGGAGUUUGGCUUCAGUCAGGGGAAAGUUUUCCGCUUUGUUCAUCUGAGCAUCCAGGAACAUCUAGCAGCUCUAUAUGCUCAUCUCUUCUGUACAGAAAACUCCAUAAAGUUAUACUGGAAAUCAUUUAAUCCAUUAAUUGUUCUUCAUCAGAGUGCUGUGAAUGAGGCUUUACAGAGUAAGAAUGGACAUCUGGAUCUUUUCCUGCGUUUUCUUCUGGGUCUCUCAUUGGAAUCCAAUCAGACUCUCUUGCGAGAGCUACUGAAACAGACAAGAAGCUGCUCUUACAACAAAAGGAAAACAGUUCAGCUCAUCAAGCAGAAGAUCAAAGAAAUAGACUGUCCAGAGAGAUCCAUCAAUCUGUUCCACUGUCUGAAUGAACUGGGUGAUCAAUCACUGAUGAAGGAGAUCCAGGAUUAUCUGAAAUCAGAAAAAAUAGGAGAAACCAAACUCUCCUCUUCUCAGUGGUCAGCUCUGGUUUAUGUGUUGCUGACAUCAGAGCAGAAGAUGGAGGAUUUUGAUCUAAAUCAGUUUAUUGGAACCCAAAACACAGCAGAUGAAGUUCUUCAGAAACUGCUGCCUGUGGUGAAAGAAUCCAGAUCAGUUCAGUUGAAAUAUUGUGGAGUCACAGCUGAAGGUUGUGCUGCUCUGGCUUCAGUUCUGAGAUCAAACUCUUCACUCCUGACUGAACUGGAUCUGUCUGUAAAUAAAGUAGGAGACUCAGGAGUGAAGCUGCUCUCUGAUGCACUGAAGGAUCCUCACUGUAAACUGGAGAUACUGAGGUUGAGUGAUUGUGGAGUCACCGCUAAAGGUUGUGGUGCUCUGGCUUUAGCUCUGAGAUCAAACUCUUCCCUCCUGACUGAACUGAAUCUGUCUGGAAAUAAAAUAGAAGACUUAGGAGUGAAGCGGCUCUCUGAUGGACUGAAGGAUCCUCACUGUAAACUGAAGAUACUGAGGUUGACGGAUUGUACAAUCACAGAUGAAGGUUGUGCUGAUCUGGCUUCAGCUCUGAAAUUAAAUUCACACCUGACUGAACUGGAUCUGACAUGGAAUACACUAGGAGACUCAGGAGUGAAGCGGCUCUCUGAUGGACUGAAGGAUCCUCACUGUAAACUGGAGAAACUGAGGUUGAGUCGUUGUAAAGUCAGAGAAGAAGGUUGUGCUGCUCUGGCUUCAGCUCUGAAAUCAAACCCUGACCACCUGAGAAAACUGGAUCUGACUGGAAAUGAACAAGGAAACAAUGGAGUGAAGCUGCUCUCUAAAUUAAAGGCUGAUCCAUGUUAUAAACUGGACACUCUUAUAUUCGGAUAUUAACCGGAGCUUCUCUGGAUCAGCUGCUGGUGAAUAAAGAGUCACUUCCGUCACAUUCAAUACACGCACACACACACACACACACACACACACACACGCACACACACGCACACACACACACACACACACACACAGAUUUUUUUUAAAUGUAGUAUUAACAGUUUUACAAACUGUAGCCUGUUUGAGGCAAUAUGUGUGGUUCUAAUGUUACACAAUUUCAGCAGAAGAUUAAAUGACAUUUGUGUAAAGAGUUUAUAAUUACAUUAAUAAGAGACUCUUCAUUCAUACUUUACAUGAUAGUUGUGUAAAACAGAUAUUUAUGUUGUAGAAUAUUGUACAUAAUGUGGAUAAAAACACAUCUGAACUCAAGACACACUUUAAGACGCUGGUUAAUGUAUAGUCAGUGAUGUUGACUCACUCAAAGGUUCUGUUUUGAUCAGUCAGGCUUAUGGUGGAUGGUAAACUCUACCUUUUUAUACUGUGGUGAAGGUGAACAGGGUGUGAAGUUGUUCAUCUUGUACGUCCGGCAGAAAAGCGGCUCCUCUUUUGUUUCCACUUUGACCUGUAAUGGACUGUAGUCUCCUUCAUCUACCUGUUCCUGUCUGAAACACAUGCAGGAGGGGUAAUAUAGGAUAAACGCAGGUAUUUUACUCUUGAGGAGAACAUCUUGAUCAUGUAGAGGGUAAUAACUGUGAUGGACACUAUAUUGGCUACAUCAGUAUUUGCCUAUAUUAAUAUUAUUAUUGUUUUGUACUAACUGAUAAUCUGAUUGACCUGAUGAUGGAGGCUUUGUGUUUUUCAAUAUACAUACAUGACAAAGGUACUAAAGUUGUUUUUGCUGCUUUGUCCAUAUAAAAAGAUAUGAAAAUGAAAAGUUGUGAAGAGUUUUACAAGAUUCAAGUUAAGAGAUUUACAGAAAGGGUGUUUUUGUUGUGCUUUGAAGGAUACAAUUGCAAAAAAAAUAAAUAAAUCUGUUUUUGCAAAUGAACUCUUUAAAUAGUAUAAAAAGCAUAUUCUACAAUGGUACUCAUAAGUAAAUAAACAGAUGUUAAAGACUCAUCUGAAA
This is a messenger RNA of Danio aesculapii, 4323 nucleotides long. Its product is annotated as NACHT, LRR and PYD domains-containing protein 3-like. The transcript is spliced from 14 exons. The coding region runs from base 432 to 3260 and encodes 942 amino acids. Gene Ontology annotation, molecular function: protein binding. The record is from RefSeq and is a predicted model, not a curated record. Lineage: Eukaryota; Metazoa; Chordata; Actinopteri; Cypriniformes; Danionidae.